Messenger RNA from Porites lobata, 2851 nucleotides. Lineage: Eukaryota; Metazoa; Cnidaria; Anthozoa; Scleractinia; Poritidae. The record is from the annotation of a GenBank genome assembly.
AUGGUUCAGUAUUUCGCUGUUUUCCUGAUUCUCUCUUUUUUUGACGGCUCUGUGGGAACAACCACCUCACCUCAGCAACGAAACGAUUCAAAGUUAAAAGACUUAUGUCAGGUAAGAAAUGCAUAGAGAUCUAAAAAAGAAGAAUUGCGCCGUUUUACUAGUCUCACGUCGUUAUUAUCAUUUACUAAAUAGUACCCGUUACAAGUGUAUGGCAGUUUAUUUAAAAGUCCUCGCUUCAGCAUGAUCUUUCCUCGAAAACCUGAUGCCUGUCCAUUGUUAACUGUUAAUUUUCUCUGAUUCUAUCCAAGUCCAUUCGAGGGGAGAUAACGCGUUAACUUUAACAGUAGCUAAAAACCUAGGCUCAUUGUUUGAUGAGCAGCUCACUAUGUCAACUCAUAUUAACAAGUUAUGUGGUGUUGCCUUUUACCAUUUGCAUGAUAUUAAACGCAUUCGCAAGUAUUUGUCUCGGGAAUCAACGAUACUACUUAUUACGUUCAAACAAUUCACGGCCUUGCUCCUAAAUAUUUACGCAAUUUACUAACAUUUAAAUCGUCCUUAUAUAACCUUAGAUCUUCAGGUAGUAUUUUACUUUCUAUGCCAGCUGUUCGAUCGAAGACGUUAGGUGAUAGAGCUUCUAUGGUAGCAGCGCCAAGGCUCUGGAACUCUCCUCCAAAAGAACUUCGUACGAUUACUAAUGUGAACAGUUUUAAGGCGCAUAUUAAGACUUAUCUUUUUAGAACUUUAUAUUGGUGAGCAAUUUUAUAUUCAGUUCUUACUUACAUGCAUAUAUAUUCAUUUUAUUUUUUAUUUUUAAAUGCGUUAUCUUUUAUUAAAUUCUUGUAAAGUAAUGCAGUUGUAAUGCGUAUUCUGAUCAUUCUCAUGUUAAGCUGUGCACCCGGGGGGGGCACUUUUGGAAUUUCUGGGUGGUGAUGUGCCGCUGGGAGCCUGGAACCCCUAACCUUCACCAGAGCUAGUUCAGCUGAAUUUUGCUACCCUAUAAUAGAGUAAACUCCCCAGAUUCCCCUGUCCUAGAGUAGCUGUGUACCUAGUCUAGAUAAAAUCUUCAACCAACUGAUCAGUUUCCUAAAAAAUGAUACCCUAUUCUAGAGCCAAUCGCUCUGACUUAUAUACCCUAUCCUAGAGUAAACUGCUUGAAAACCAUACCCUUCACAGCGGCACAUACCUAUAUAGCCCAUAUAUGGCAGUACCCCCCCGGGCUGUGCACAAUAAGUUCAUAAAUUAUUAUUAUUAUUAUUAUUAUUAUUAUUAUUAUUAUUAUUAUUAUUAUUAUUAUUAUUAUUAUUAUUAUUAUUAUUAUUAUUAAAUAGGAUUAUGAUGUCCAAUGUCCAUUCCGUGCCUCGAAAACAAGGGAGACGGCUGGCGUGUACAGACUUUGUUCAUUUGAGAAGGAAAGAGAAAUAAUUAUGCGAAUUCUUUUUCGUUGCUGUUCUUAAUCUAAGUAAUGGUGACAUUCAUAAUUUCUUGGAGACAAGGUCUGAAAACUGGUGUGGAUUUUAGACUCUGAAAACGAGUGUAAAAAAUAACGUGUUUUGGUCUGAAAUAGAGUCAGGAUUUGGGGAACCGGGCGGCACAUUCCCACCGAGGAGUACAUCCCCCCCCCCCUUCUCCCCGAGUCAUUUACAAUCGUCUCUGCUAAUUACAAGUCAUCUUUACUUUCAGCGAUCUAUGCUGGGUUUCCCUGGUAUUCCAGGAUCAAAUGGUAUACCGGGAGUGCCGGGCGUCCCGGGGCCACAUGGACCCCAGGGAAGAGAAGGUGUAAAAGGACAAAUUGGUGAUAAAGGAUCACAAGGAAUGCCGGGUCCAAGAGGAGACAGAGGGCGCGAAGGACCCCCUGGGAAGAGUGGACCACGAGGAAUUCAGGGAAUGAGAGGUCAACAGGGACUUCUGGGAAUGAAAGGAGAGCGCGGAGCAGUGGGAAUAAAAGGAGAGCGAGGCAUUGCGGGAAUGAAAGGAGAGCAAGGAGCUGUGGGAAUGAAAGGACAGCGAGGCAUUGUGGGAAAUUCAGGAAGAAAAGGAGACAAAGGAGAGAAAGGAGAAAGCUUCAAAGCAAGUCAAGCAAGUGUAGUACCACAAACCAACUGGAAACAAUGUGUGUGGAAAUCAGGCAUCAGUACUGAUAACGGAAAGAUUAAGGUAAUUAGAAUAAGAAUCAUAACAAAUUCUAAAGGAAAGUAAUUCCUCUUUAAAUCAAAAUAUUUCAAAGAAGAACGUCUCCCUUCUCACUCACCAUUUUCCAUCACAUUACAUAAAUAAGUUACAUUUCUCUCUACUUUCACGGUUCUUUUUGAACGAAAAAAGGAAAGCCAUCUUGGGUGAUAAAAUGAUUCCUGGCCAUAAGGAUAACGAAAAUUGAAGCUAUUACAGAGUUUUUAAAAAUUAGAAAGUAAUCUUGACUGGAGUUGUUAGUAUCAAUCAUUACACACGGUUGCUCGCCUUACUACAAUAUGUUUGAUUUGUUUGAUUUUUAUUCUAGGACUGUGCGUUUAACAAACUGCAGUCUAAUUCAGCGCUCAGAGUCUCAUUCCAGGGAAACAUGAGGGUCGCAGGUACUAGUACUAAGUGUAAUCGCUGGUAUUUCAAGUUCAAUGGAAAUGAAUGCAGUGGACCAAUGACGAUUGAGGCUGUUGUUUACAACUACUGGCCAUCUGGGAACCCUAAUCUGCUGCAUCAUCGGUCAUUUGAGGGAUACUGUGAAAACAUCCCACAAGGCGCUGUUAGAGUGGAAUUAUGGGUAGGAAAGUGUAGUGGCUACACCCUGGGUGAUGCUCACACUGGGUGGAAUUCAGUAUCUCGGAUAAUGAUUGAAGAAGUAUCUAGGCCCCAGUCCUAA